UAUAGAUUCAUAAUAAUGAUAGAAAAGUCGAUACCACGUGUGAGUGCUCAAAAUAGCUUUUACACGCGAAUCAUUCGCACUUCAUUGUUUUGCAAUUUACGAAAAUGAGAGAAAUUGUGCAUUUACAAGCUGGACAGUGCGGCAACCAAAUAGGUUCAAAGUUCUGGGAAAUAAUAUCUGAUGAGCAUGGCAUUGACGCCACGGGGAGAUAUCAUGGAGACAGCGACCUGCAGCUGGAGAGGAUCCAGGUGUAUUACAAUGAAGCGGAUGAUGGCAGUCGCUACGUCCCUCGGGCAGUAUUGGUAGACCUGGAGCCUGGUACCAUGGACGCUAUAAGGUCAUCCAGCUACGGGGCACUGUUUAGACCUGACAACUUUGUGUUUGGACAAAGUGGAGCUGGCAACAACUGGGCCAAGGGGCAUUACACAGAGGGUGCUGAACUUGUGGAAUCAGUGAUGGACGUCGUCAGGAAGGAGGCUGAGGGGUGCGACUGCCUACAGGGUUUCCAACUCACCCAUUCCCUUGGGGGCGGUACUGGGUCUGGACUGGGAACUCUAUUACUUAGCAAACUGCGGGAGGAGUAUCCUGACAGGAUCGUUAACACGUUUAGCGUAAUGCCAUCACCAAAGGUAUCGGACACAGUAGUGGAGCCAUAUAACGCAACGUUAUCCGUACAUCAAUUAGUAGAAAAUACAGACGAGACGUUUUGUAUUGACAACGAGGCUUUAUACGACAUAUGCUUUAGAACUCUAAGGCUGACUUCGCCGACGUAUGGUGAUCUUAACCAUUUGGUUUCCCUUACGAUGUCUGGAGUGACCACCUGCCUUCGAUUCCCCGGACAGCUAAAUGCUGAUUUGCGGAAGCUUGCUGUCAAUAUGGUGCCGUUCCCAAGGCUGCAUUUCUUUAUGCCUGGCUUUGCUCCAUUGACAGCUCGUAACAGCCAGGGCUAUCGCGCUCUUACAGUGCCGGAGCUCACGCAACAGAUGUUUAGUCCCGUUAACAUGAUGGCGGCAUGUGAUCCUCGUCACGGUAGGUACUUGACGGUGGCUGCCAUCUUCCGAGGACGGAUGUCCAUGAAGGAAGUGGAUGAGCAAAUGCUGUCUGUUCAGGAUAAGAAUUCGGGUUAUUUCGUCGAAUGGAUUCCUAAUAACGUAAAAGUAGCAGUCUGUGACGUACCACCUCGAGGACUCAAAAUGGCGGCCACAUUCGUUGGUAACACCACCGCCAUACAGGAGAUAUUUAAACGAAUUUCUGAACAGUUCACUGUUAUGUUCAGACGUAAGGCGUUCCUCCAUUGGUACACGGGAGAGGGAAUGGAUGAAAUGGAGUUCACAGAGGCCGAAAGUAAUAUGAACGACCUCAUAUCUGAAUACCAGCAAUAUGAGGAGGUAGGAGUUGAUGACGAAUUCGACGAGCAAGAAGAGACACAACCAGAGGAGGAAUAUGCUGAGGAAGAAUAAAUUUCAGAGUUGAGGUUUAGCGCAAAUUGAUAAUCAUAAUCCAGAGUUUUGAAUACGAGAAUCAGUGCGCAAGUCUCUUAUCUGAAACCUUACUUUAACAGAAGCCCUCUGAAAAUCAACCCAAUAUAGGAAGUCGAAGAAUCUCAAAAUCAAUUAAUACAUUACAAAGACUAAGUCCUAAUUAUACUAAGGGCCUUACAUGACACUUUGGUUAAUAAAAGUAGAUAGUAGGUAAAUUGAUCUAUCCGGCUCCCACACUUUGUACAAAAACUUUGUCAUUCAAUUAAAAUUAUGUCAUAGACAAAGUAACGGUUGAGAAAAUAGUUGGGUCAGUCGGCAUAAUUGUAUACACAUAAGGCAGUUUUUGCCACGCACCGCCACUAUGUGGAACCAGCUGCCCACUGAAGUAUUUCCGAACCAAUUCGACUUAGGGUCCUUCAAGAAAAGAGCGUACCAAUUCAUGAGAGGCCGGCAACGCACUUGCGAGCCUUCUGGCAAUGUGAGUGUCCAUGAGCGGCGGUAUCGCUUAACAUCAGGUGAGCCUCUUGCCCGUUUGUCUGCUAUUGCAUAAAAAAAAACACAUGAAAACCUGAAGGUUUGACUAUAUACGGUAAAUUCAUAUCGUCCGUAACAAGAUAAUAACCUCACAGUAGGUUCACAGGAUUCCUUCUUGUUCUAAUUGUCCUUAGCACGAGUUUUACGAUCUAUAUAUAUCUAUAGAUUAGUCGUGCUGUAGAUUGAUUGAUAAAUGAGACUGUUUAGCACCAAAACUUAAUUUAAUAGUUCUUAAGAAUAUAUGAUGUUGUGUAGAAAUCAAGUGUUAAUAAAAUUGUUUGUUUUGAA
Pieris brassicae (large cabbage white) is the source of this 2303-nucleotide messenger RNA. Its product is annotated as tubulin beta chain-like. Gene Ontology annotation, cellular component: cytoplasm; microtubule. Gene Ontology annotation, biological process: microtubule cytoskeleton organization; mitotic cell cycle. The record is from RefSeq and is a predicted model, not a curated record. The transcript has 12 exons. Gene Ontology annotation, molecular function: structural constituent of cytoskeleton; GTP binding; GTPase activity. Lineage: Eukaryota; Metazoa; Arthropoda; Insecta; Lepidoptera; Pieridae. Bases 105 to 1460 code for a protein of 451 amino acids.